CUUUGGGAAUCUUCCUUUCCAGUUCAACCCUUUUGACAGGGUAUUGCUACCUUCCUCUCACACCAUCGCCACUACCAACCACCCUCACCCCCACAACGCCAUGGCAUUCUAACUAAUUAUUAAAUACAACCAAAAAAAAAAAGCUUUUUUUUUGUUCUAGUUGUCGCUUUUGGAGCUGGAUCCCCUUGAAUUCUUCACUUGACAUGUUUUUGUUUGUGGGUUUGCUCGAUCGUUUCAAAGGGGUCCGGCUUGUGUAUGCUGACAAGCAUUGUUGAUACCACGAAUCAUUGCCUUUUAGUUGCUUGUGUUAUUCCUUUCGUUUGGUUAAUUGGGAUGUGGAGAGAUCCGGGAGUUUCAGCUGAUUCUUUCUAUGAAAUUCGCCCUGAAUGCACCGAUGUUCCCACUUCUCGAUUUAAGAUCAAGGCUGGUAAAACACUAAGUGCAAGAAAAUGGCAUAACGCGUUUACUGCAGAAGGAUAUCUAGAUAUAGGCAAGACUCUAAGCCGAAUCUACCGUGGGGGAGUCCAUCCAUCAAUUAGGGGAGAAGUUUGGGAAUUUCUACUUGGUUGCUUUGAUCCCAAGAGUACAUUUGAGGAAAGAGAUCAGAUAAGACAACGCCGAAGAAUGCAAUAUGCUACAUGGAAAGAAGAAUGCCGCCAAUUGUUUCCUCUUAUUGGAAGUGGUAGAUUUGUCACAGCACCUGUUAUUACUGAAGAUGGUCAACCAACUCAUGAUCCGUUGGUUCUGAAAGAAAUAAAUCCAGCAAAGGAAUUGGCUGUACUUCCACUAGAUAAUAAUAGUCCUUCUAGAACAGAUGCUGCAAAUAAUUUAGAAAAGGUGACAGACAAGAUAGUAAUCCAAUGGAUGUUAACUCUCCAUCAAAUAGGUCUUGAUGUGGUUCGCACUGAUAGGACAUUGGUUUUUUAUGAGAAGCAAGAAAACUUGUCGAAACUAUGGGAUAUUCUUGCUGUUUAUGCUUGGAUUGAUAAAGACGUUGGCUAUGGUCAAGGAAUGUGUGACCUGUGCUCACCUAUGAUAAUUCUUCUUGAUGAUGAAGCAGAUGCAUUUUGGUGCUUUGAGCGUUUGAUGCGCAGACUUCGAGGCAAUUUCAGAUGCACAGAGAAAUCUGUUGGAGUGGAGGCUCAACUAAGUACUUUGGCUUCAGUUACUCAAAUAAUUGAUCCUAAACUACAUAAACAUUUAGAGCAUCUUGGUGGAGGUGACUAUCUAUUUGCUUUUCGAAUGCUAAUGGUUUUGUUUCGUCGAGAAUUCUCCUUUUGUGAUUCAUUGUACCUUUGGGAGAUGAUGUGGGCUCUAGAAUAUGAUCCUGACUUGUUCUUGAUGUAUGAAGAAUCUCAAUUAUCUUUUGAAAAAGCUAAGGGCUCUAAAGGAAAAACAAAGUCAAUACGUCAAUGUGGAAAGUAUGAGAGAGAAAAUUUGAAAAGUGGAGCAAAGAAUGCGGAAUCGCCUCUUCCUAUAUCUGUUUUCCUUGUUGCUAGUGUAUUGAAAGAUAAAAGUGCAAAACUACUCCAUGAAGCACGAGGUUUGGAUGAUGUUGUCAAGAUUUUGAAUGACAUAACUGGAAAUCUAGAUGCCAAAAAAGCUUGCAGUGGGGCUAUGAAACUUCACAAGAAAUAUUUGAAAAAGGCCAAGAAACCCUAGCUCCAAAUACGUACAAGACAAUAAUCAACUUCAUUAUUGUCUCCGAGGGAUGCAACACAUUACUUGAUCAACCAUCAAAAUACCCGAGCAACUGUUGUAUGUGAAACCAAUUUAAUUUUUUUCUUGUGUAUUCGAAAAAGUAAGAUUGUAUAUGAAAAUAGGAUUGUUGUGUACAAACCAUCUAUUUGUACCUAAAUUUUUUCAUGUUGUUGUAACAUCCACGUGUACUCGUUAUUGCACAAAGGAAACAAGGUACAGAAAACAGCUAUUCGAUUUGGAGCCAAUGAAAUUGAUUUUGAUAUUCAUUUCUUGCUUCAAA
This is a messenger RNA of Cajanus cajan (pigeon pea), 1981 nucleotides long. Its product is annotated as rab GTPase-activating protein 22. The record is from RefSeq and is a predicted model, not a curated record. Gene Ontology annotation, biological process: activation of GTPase activity. Gene Ontology annotation, molecular function: GTPase activator activity. Lineage: Eukaryota; Viridiplantae; Streptophyta; Magnoliopsida; Fabales; Fabaceae.